Messenger RNA from Ilex paraguariensis (yerba mate), 966 nucleotides. Lineage: Eukaryota; Viridiplantae; Streptophyta; Magnoliopsida; Aquifoliales; Aquifoliaceae. The record is from the annotation of a GenBank genome assembly.
AUGGGCACCAACCCAGCAUCCUACACUCCCAAACCAGAACAAAAUGAAUCCACCGGUUCUCCGGCGGACUACCGGCGACCGUCGAAGGGUCUCGUCGGUAUCUUCCUCUCCGGACUCUUUAUGUCUUCUUUUGUAUAUCUGAUCGUCAAUCAAGGGUCAGAACCCCAGUCAGAAGUCAAUGCCCAUCAGCAGAAGUCUUCGCCUUCAAAAUCGGUUUCACCCGUUACUUUGAAACCUCCAUCGAGAGGGGAAUCUGAGGGUGUAUCAGAAGAGACUUUCCGGGAGAUUAGCGGCGAAACUGAGGACUAUCCUUGGACCAAUUCUAUGUUGUCUUGGCAAAGAACAUCUUACCAUUUUCAACCUGUAAAGAACUGGAUGAAUGGUCCAUUGUUCCAUAUGGGGUGGUACCAUCUUUUUUACCAAUAUAACCCUGACUCUGCCGUUUGGAGCAACAUCACAUGGGGCCAUGCUGUAUCAAGGGAUCUAAUUCAUUGGCUCCACCUUCCCUUGGCGAUGGUUCGUGAUAGCUGGUUCGAUUUCAAUGGUGUAUGGACCGGGUCCGCCACAAUCCUUCCUCAUGGUCAGAUCAUCAUGUUGUACACUGGGUCCACCAAUGAUUUUGUGCAGGUGCAAAAUCUUGCGUACCCUUCCAACGUGUCCGAUCCUCUUCUCCUUGAUUGGGUCAAGUACCCUGGUAACCCGGUGAUGGCGCCUCCAUCGGGCAUUGCUGAUGAUGACUUUCGUGACCCGACCACAGCAUGGCUCGGCCUGGAUGGUAAGUGGCGGAUCACAGUCGGGUCAAAGGUUAAUAAGGAUGGAAUGGCGUUUGUUUACAAAACAACAGACUUCAUAAGCUACGAGCUGGCGGAUCAGAGUCUGUAUGCGAUUCCAGGCACGGGUAUGUGGGAGUGUGUCGACUUUUACCCGGUUUCUACUACUGAGCCAAACGGGUUGGACACAUCUUAA